Messenger RNA from Papaver somniferum (opium poppy), 1517 nucleotides. Its product is annotated as vesicle-associated protein 2-2-like. NCBI's taxonomy places the organism in Eukaryota, Viridiplantae, Streptophyta, Magnoliopsida, Ranunculales, Papaveraceae. Gene Ontology annotation, biological process: endoplasmic reticulum membrane organization. The record is from RefSeq and is a predicted model, not a curated record. Bases 399 to 1229 code for a protein of 276 amino acids. The transcript is spliced from 9 exons. Gene Ontology annotation, cellular component: endoplasmic reticulum membrane; plasma membrane.
CUUUCAGUACUUGCUUGUUUAUUUACUUGUUCUUCAACACAAAACCAAACAGGCAAACACAGAGUUGGUAUACCACCAAUCCCAAUUCCAAAAACAAAAAAAAUCUCGAAUUAUUCUUCUUCGUCAUCACCUCGGUUUUGUCAUCGAUGAAAUUAAUGUUGUUUUAUUCUAGUCGAUAAAUCCAAUUUUUCUUUACAAAAAAAAAAACAAAAUACUUAAACAACUGCAGCACAAAUAUCUUUGUCUGAUCAUCUACUUCUUCUUCUUUUUAUCUCCAAGUAAGAUUUCUUCUUCAUCAUCUUCUUCUUCUUUGAAAUUUGUUGCUGAGUUCUGAUUAACAAAAUUUGACGAAAGGGGUUGGACUUAGUUCGAUUAUUUUGUGAACAAGUAGUAAAAGAAUGGGUCAAGAUCUUUUGGAAAUUCAACCCCCUAAAGAACUCAGGUUCACAUUUAAGUUGAAGAAGCAGAGUUGGUGCUCGGUGCAGCUCUUGAACAAUUCAGACCAUCAUGUAGCUUACAAGGUUAAAACUACAAAUCCGGGGAGAUAUUCUGUGCGACCAAAUAUAGGCGUUAUUCAGCCAAACUCGACUUGUGAUUUUACAGUUAUUAUGCAAGCACCCCGGGAAGCCCCGGCCGAUUUACAGUGUAAAGAUAAGUUUCUAAUCCAAAGUACAGUUGUUCCUGCUGAGACAACUCCAGAGGAUAUCAAAUCCAGCAUGUUCUCCAAGGAUACCAACAAAUAUGUUGGAGAGAACAAGUUGAGAGUCGUUAUCGUUGCCCAACCGAAUUCUCCUGUAGUUCUCCCAACCAAUGAAACUUUGCAGGCCGAACCAACUAUAACGUCUCCAAUUUUGGGAGACCAAGAAAAUCUCCCACCAGAACAUAUGGUAACAACUAAGGAAGUGAAGGUCACGGAACUUGCCAACUAUGUGCAAAAGUUGAGUUCUCCUGAGCCUGUGGAAGAAUCUAAACUGGCUAAUGAAAUGAAGGAGCUGAAGUCAAAGCUAACUGUUUUGGAAUCAAAUCUGCGCGAGGCUGAGAUUUGCAUGCAAAAGUUGAAGGAAGAGAAGACCGUAAAGUUCAAGGAGAGGGAAAUGUUGCAAGAAGAACUGGUGCGUUUGAAAAGCAACAAGGGUGGAAGAAGAGUUCAAGUUGGUUUCCCAUUUCUAUUUGUUUGCAUGGUCGCCAUAGUGAGCAUGAAACUCGGGUACAUGCUACAUAGCUGGUAGGCGGAAGAGUCUUGUAUAUCUGCAGUAUAGAACUAGAUAUAAUACCAAAGUGUCAUUCUUCAAAUCAGAAUGAAUCUUAAAGGAUCAUCUUAUAAACUAUACGGAAGUUCAAAACAAAAUGUUUCUCGUUUUAUGAUCUGAUUUUCUGGUCUAAAAUGCUUUAUUAACAGGUAGUGGGUGUACAAAGUCUGUAAGCUGAAAUCUAUGCAACUUCACUCCGUUGUCCCUUUUUUUCUUCAAAUCUGUUGUACAUUUUUUCUUAAUAACACACUACUGAACUCUGCUCAA